AGCGGGUAAAGUAGACCUCCCUCCGUUCACGAGAUUAAAAGCCAGUCUUUCCUCGUGAAUUCCCCCCUUGCCCGGUCUCUUCCGAGCUUUCCAUAAAGAGGAAGAGGAGGAGGAGGAGCCCUCUUGCUUGCGUUGCCCGUCUGUUAACAUAACCGACAGAAUUCAUGGAGGUGGAGAGAGUGCAGGCCGUGGCGUCUGCUCUGAUGACCGCGGAGACCAUCCCCGCCGAUUUCAUCCGGCCGGAGCAGGAGCGCCCCGCCAUCACCACCUACCAGGGCCCGGCCCCCGACAUCCCCACCAUCGACCUGAGCCUGCCUGACCGCGAGUCCGUCGUGCGGGCCGUCGCCCAGGCCUGCGAGGAGUGGGGGAUCUUUCAGGUGGUGAACCACGGCAUCCCCACGGAGCUCAUCUCCCGCCUGCAGGCGGCCGGGAAGCACUUCUUCGACCUCCCCCAGGAGGAGAAGGAGGCCUACGCCAAGCCCCCGGGGUCCCAGUCCAUCGAGGGCUACGGCACCCGGGUCUCCAAGGAGGUCAACGGCAAGCGGAUGUGGAACGACCACCUCUUCCACAAGGUCUGGCCUCCUUCCUCCGUCAACUACCGCUUCUGGCCCACGAACCCCCCGAACUACAGGGAGGUGAACGAGGAGUAUACCAAGUACAUGAGGGAGGUGGCGGACAAGCUGUUCCUCUGCCUCUCCCUGGGGCUUGGUCUGGAGGAGACCGCCGUGAAGGAGGCGAUCGGCGGGGAAGAGCUUGAGUACAACCUCAAGAUCAACUACUACCCGCCCUGCCCCCGCCCCGACCUCGCCCUGGGGGUGGCUGCCCACACCGACCUGUCCACGAUCACCAUCCUCGUGCCCAACGAUGUCCCCGGCCUCCAGGUCCUCAAAGACGGGCGCUGGAUCGAUGCCAAGUACAUCCCCAACGCCCUCAUCGUCCAUGUCGGUGAUCAGAUUGAGAUCCUGAGCAAUGGACGGUAUAAGGCAGUACUGCACAGGAGUACGGUGAACAAGGAGAAUGCGAGGAUGUCGUGGCCGGUGUUCUUGGAGCCGCCGGAAGAGUGGGUGGUCGGACCUCUGCCUCAGCUGCUUAGCCCCGAGAGUCCCCCGAAAUACAAGGCCAAGAAGUUCAAGGAUUACAUGUACUGCAAACUCAACAAGCUUCCCCAGUAACUCCCUCGGCGAUUGUUUCCCGCCCCCCACCCCAAAACACCAUUCCAUUCCCAAGGGAGAAUAACUACUUUUUGCUUUUCAACGCCCUGGUCCCUCCACCUGUGCACUCAAUUUGUUUUCAAAUGUCCUCUUGUUUUGUUUUGUCAGUUCCAUUUUGAGUUGUGGUUGCGCUACCUGCUGUCGUGUCACCAUUGGAUCGUCUCAUUUUGCCCGAUAUAAACUUGACAAACUGCUAUGGUA
Eucalyptus grandis is the source of this 1412-nucleotide messenger RNA. RefSeq names its product flavonol synthase/flavanone 3-hydroxylase. The record is from RefSeq and is a predicted model, not a curated record. Gene Ontology annotation, molecular function: flavonol synthase activity. The transcript is spliced from 3 exons. Gene Ontology annotation, biological process: response to light stimulus. NCBI's taxonomy places the organism in Eukaryota, Viridiplantae, Streptophyta, Magnoliopsida, Myrtales, Myrtaceae. The coding region runs from base 165 to 1172 and encodes 335 amino acids.